This is a messenger RNA of Bombyx mandarina (wild silkworm), 800 nucleotides long. RefSeq names its product protein crossbronx homolog. The record is from RefSeq and is a predicted model, not a curated record. Lineage: Eukaryota; Metazoa; Arthropoda; Insecta; Lepidoptera; Bombycidae.
UUAAUUUAUUUCUCUAAUUUUUUAUAUUAUGAAAUAUUAAGCGCCCACCAAGAACGGCGUAAUUUUUAUAGUUUAAAAAUUAACAUACGAAAUUUUAAACACAAAAAAUGACUGAAGAGAGUGCUAGUAAUAAAGAAACCCGGGAACUUUAUUCUAUGCUUCACCAAGAGUAUACAAUAAUGACAGAAUACCGUAUGUUGCAAACAGAAAAUUUACAUGGAAUCUAUGUUAUACCUUCUUAUGAGAGUUCAUUUCUUUGGUACGGCGUGAUUUUUGUUCGAUCUGGUCUCUACGAAGGAGGUGUAUUUAGAUUUACAAUUACAUUGCCUGAAAAAUUUCCAGACGAUGAAACACCUGUUUUGACUUUUGUGUCAAACUUAUAUCAUCCUGCUAUUGACGCAAGCACUGGCCUUUUAAGUCUGAGAGAAGUGUUUCCAAUGUGGGACAAAAAGCGUGACCAUGUCUGGCAAAUACUCAAAUAUUUACAUAUAAUAUUUGAUAAUUUAAGCAUCAAGGUACCUGCCAAUACUGAAGCAGCAUGUAUGUACAAAACAAAUCGAAAAUUCUUUAUGCAAAAAGUUAGAGAAUGUGUUGUUACUAGCAUAGAUCACAUAUAUGAUGAUCCACCUACAGAAGACAAACAUUAUAUAACUUUUAAACCUUAUGAUCCUGAUAUACAUGAAAAAGCAAAGGACAUAAUGCUUACAGCUUUUAAACCAACUGAAGGAGCCACUCAAGGGAUGUCAUGGGUUCAACAAGGAUGCUACCAACCAUUUUCAAAAGAAGAAACAAUGUCAUAG